UCGGCCAAAUGCCCUUUUUUGUAUAAGUAAGUCGAUAAAUUUGAAAGAAAAAAAAUUGUAAGAAGAAACACCAGAUAUUGGAAAAAACAAGCCUUUUUUUUUUAUAAAUUUCUGAAUUAGCUCUGAAUUUUCCCCUGUUUUUCUUUUUUUUUUUUUUUUCAUAUGGCAACCCAGAAGAGAAGUCGAGUUUGCAGUGGUGAAGAUGAGGAUAAAGAAGAUCAGAAGAUGGAGCAGUUCUAUGACCUCAUAAGGAAUUUUCACGAGGCGCGCAAUAGGAGAAAGAAUGAGCUCAGACAAAGGGAGGAGAUUAAGAAGAAGCAAAACAAGACAAGAAGGUUAGAUGAUGAGCAAUCAAGUUGGGUUCCAACUUUUGAAUUGGCAGAUUUUACCGAGGAGAUUGAGUUUCGAAGGCCACCUAUCAUCUUUCCAAGUCCAUACAACAAAAAAGAAGACAAGAAAAAACAAGAAGAAGAUGAUGGUUUAGAUCUCAAGCUCACCCUUUAACCAGCUUCGACUUUUUCUCUUGUUCAAAAGGAGUUUGAUCAUGUAUUGUUUUGUUCUUAGUGAUCAAUGGUCAAUCUCGUUAAUACCUGCUGUUAUGUUUAAACUUUGAAGUUCCUGUAGAAUGCAGUCUCCCCAUUUGAAAGAUGUUUCGGUUUUGAAAUUAAAUCACAGCUGGUAUUCAAUAUCAUAGACAAAGUAUAUAAAAAAAAAAAAAAGAGGUGGGUUGCGUCAAGCAUCCACUUCCUUUAACGUGGAAAGGAAAGCUUUUCAUAAAAAUCUUGACUGAAGUACAUAGGUGGGUAGGAGACGGGAGUGGUUUUGGUUUGUUUGUUCAGAAUUCAGACAACAGAAACAGUAUUUUUUUGUGGUCUCACGAGUAAAGGGUAGGACUCCGUUUGUGCCCAGAUAUUUUUUAUCUCUACCUAUUUAACCAUAACUCUGCUACAAUGCUAAAAUCCCCAUUAAUAUCUUUUCCAAGUUUCUUAAUCGUAGUUUCAUUUCCAACUUGUGCCUGUCAGGCCCCCACAUGCAUUCUGUUUAUCUGUCUUUCACAGUGCAGUGACAAAAACUUUUUAUCAUUCACACAAUAUAUUACUGGGCAAAUUAAUUUGUAGUGUCUUAAUGCAAAUUAAUCUACUAUCCAAUUCUAUCAAAAACAAUCUCUUGUCCAGUUAGGGUUUGCAAAUUAAUUUCAAUUGUUCAGGCUCGGAUGAUGUCAUCAUAACGAAUGUAAAUUGCUGGAAGUCAAUUGCGACAGUAAAUUUGACAUGGACACAACACCCCCUGAUUUACGGGCCCCGGCCUCCACUAAUGGGGCCACCUCUACCAACCCCAACAUUGUUGCCAUUGUGUCAUUUCCAAAUUGGCCCAGCCUAGGAGGGUUAAAAGAAGAGAGAAACUGGAAAAGUAAAUAGGAGGGAUCGAUAAUUCAAUUUACAAAAAUCCCCUUAAACAAGGUUUCAUAAUUAUGAUCUCUUUCAAAAAUUUUCAGAAACAGGUUCAGUUUUGUAUUUACCGGGGAGUCCAACACAGUGGCCUAUAUUUGAUUUGGGUCGGAAGAAAUUGAGCCGCGUUUUUCUGUUGUCCAGCGUAUUGAUAUUGUGUUGAAACCACGUUCAUUUUCUAAUUGCCAAAUUGUCAUGUGCCAAAGAGAGUGAAUUGGAAAAGGGUCGAAAAGAAAAAUAAAAAAAGGAAGACAAGAAGAAUCUAGCUUAUGCCAUCUCCAUGACUUUGGUUGUUUACUUUCUUUCACUUUGGAUCUUUAGUAAAUAGGAUGAUGGAACUGCUUACAUAAAGGGUGAGAAAGAACACUAGAACAACAAUAAGGUGGGACUAAAAGUUAUGAGGAAUCACAUUUUUCACAAUCUUUGGUACAAAUUUUGUAUUCCUAUUACUCUUAUUUUAUUUUAUUUUGGUCAACAUUGCUUAACUUUAAGCCGAAGCAGUUGAGGUCCCGCGUUUUCCUCAUUUGUAUUGUUUUCUAUAAUGGUGCG
Molecule: messenger RNA, 1997 nt
Organism: Durio zibethinus
Lineage: Eukaryota; Viridiplantae; Streptophyta; Magnoliopsida; Malvales; Malvaceae
Biological process (GO): regulation of systemic acquired resistance
Source: RefSeq, a predicted model, not a curated record